UUGUGUUCUGUGUCCCCAUCAUCUGGCAUUCUAAGGCCUGGCCAGUCCGUCGAUUUGGUUGUUGCAGUCAACGCUGAGGCCAUCAGAACAAAAACUAUAAAAGGGACUGAACUAACCCUUACCCUUUACCUGGGAAACAGUGGAGCAGAUGGGACACAAGGAAAUGAUGGGCACCAGCCCUAUAGAGAGCUGUCAGUCACCAUUAUCCUCAAGCUUCCAAGCAUCAUCAUCUACCCCCGUGAAGUCAUUUUUACACCGGUACCCUUGGGAAGCAGAAUAGAAACCCACCUCACAUUGCUGGUUAUGGAAUAUCCA
Molecule: messenger RNA, 315 nt
Organism: Menidia menidia (Atlantic silverside)
Lineage: Eukaryota; Metazoa; Chordata; Actinopteri; Atheriniformes; Atherinopsidae
Source: the annotation of a GenBank genome assembly